AUGUCCUUCAGUGGCACCCAGGACAAAUGCAAGGCAUGCGAGAAGACUGUCCAUUUCAUCGAUCUCUUGACCGCCGAUGGAGUCACCUAUCAUAAGACCUGCUUCAAAUGCAGUCACUGCAAGGGCACUCUCUCGAUGUGCAACUACUCUUCCAUGGAUGGUGUCCUCUACUGCAAACCUCACUUUGAGCAGCUCUUCAAGGAGACAGGAACCUUCACCAGAAAGUUUCCUACAGGUACAAAGUCUGGAGAGAGGAAUGAACAGUCCAAGGCACCAACCAAGAUCUCCUCCAUGUUCUGUGGAACUCAAGACAAGUGUGCCACCUGCAAGAAAACAGCAUACCCCUUGGAAACGAUGACCAUGGAAGGAGAGUCGUACCACAAGACCUGCUUCAAGUGCUCCGUCGGCGGCUGCAUGCUCACGCCUUCGUCCUACGCCGCGCUCGACGGCAUCCUCUACUGCAAGCACCACUUCGCGCAGCUGUUCAUGGAGAAGGGCAGCUACAACCAUGUGAUCCAGGCUGCUUUGGAGAAGCAGAAUGCCGGGGAGCAGCCGCCGUCGUCCGAGCCAACGCCUGAACCCACCGAGGACCAGGAGCAGACAUAAGGGCGUGAACACAGCGAGAGCAUUAAACCUCGU
This is a messenger RNA of Musa acuminata subsp. malaccensis (wild Malaysian banana), 639 nucleotides long. RefSeq names its product LIM domain-containing protein PLIM2b-like. NCBI's taxonomy places the organism in Eukaryota, Viridiplantae, Streptophyta, Magnoliopsida, Zingiberales, Musaceae. The record is from RefSeq and is a predicted model, not a curated record. Gene Ontology annotation, biological process: actin filament bundle assembly. Gene Ontology annotation, molecular function: actin filament binding. Gene Ontology annotation, cellular component: actin cytoskeleton; plasma membrane.